UCGUUCUUGUUUUUUCACGCCAUUUUCAAACUAAUGUUUUUUAAUUUAAUGUUUGCUUAAACGUUCUCUGUUAAAUAAGAAAAGUUAUUGUUUGAAUAUUUAAAAAAUAAAAUAUUUAAUGUUGAAUUUAAUUAUAAUUUAAAUAAAUUUCUGAUAUCACUAAUGGACUACACAAUAAUCGGGAUCGUAUUAGCUGGUACAGUUCAAAAUUUAUUAGAAUCCUCAGACGAUGAUUCUAGUGAUGAUGAAGAUCUCGUCUAUUGUUUUGGCAAUCGCGAUGAUCAGAACAUUAUUCCAAGGAUAGAAAAUUAUGUGGAGACUACUGUUUUUCGAAUGACUGAUGAGACCUUUAAAAGUCAUUUUCGUAUGAGACGAGAUACUUUUGAAUUUCUUAUAAAUCUACUUGGACCUGAAUUGCAAAAACAAUCUGUACGUUACGGUAGAAAUCCUAUUUCUGUCGAAAAACAACUUGUAACGGGUGGUUUAAUUCCCGCUCAUUUGGCCCUUAGUAAAAUUUAACAACAACAAUAUAUU
Molecule: messenger RNA, 534 nt
Organism: Cotesia glomerata
Lineage: Eukaryota; Metazoa; Arthropoda; Insecta; Hymenoptera; Braconidae
Exons: 4
Coding region: 163-519 (118 amino acids)
Source: RefSeq, a predicted model, not a curated record